Scleropages formosus (Asian bonytongue) is the source of this 1406-nucleotide messenger RNA. RefSeq names its product cold-inducible RNA-binding protein B-like. NCBI's taxonomy places the organism in Eukaryota, Metazoa, Chordata, Actinopteri, Osteoglossiformes, Osteoglossidae. Bases 108 to 671 code for a protein of 187 amino acids. Gene Ontology annotation, molecular function: RNA binding. The transcript has 7 exons. The record is from RefSeq and is a predicted model, not a curated record.
GUAUAAAGCCGAAUCCAUUUUGCCUGCCUUUCUUUCUUCUACGGAGCGCGUUUCCGAGGUGUUGAGCUGUUCUCCUAGCCUUUGUACCGGUCCAGAAGAAACCCAAGAUGUCUGACGAAGGAAAGCUCUUUGUUGGCGGACUGAGCUUCGAUACCAACGAGCAAUCCCUGGAGGAGGCCUUCUCCAAGUACGGAAGCAUUGCUAAAGUUGACGUCAUCAGGGACAGAGAGACUCAGAGGUCCAGGGGCUUUGGUUUUGUCACGUUUGAAAACCCAGAUGAUGCUAAAGAUGCAAUGGCUGCAAUGAAUGGGAAGUCUGUUGAUGGAAGGAUGAUCCGUGUUGAUGAGGCUGGCAAGUCUGGCGGAAGAUCUGGUGGUGGUUUCCGAGGUGGUGCAGCUGGAGGCCGGGGAGGCGGUUUUUUCCGCGGAGGUAGAGGAAGAGGUGGUGGCGGAUAUGGCGGCGACAGAAGCUAUGGUGGCGACAGAAGCUAUAGCGGUGGUGAGAGAAGCUAUAGUGGUGGUGAUAGAAGCUAUGGAGGGGGCUAUUCCAGUAGGAGUGGUGGAUAUUCUUCUGGUGGUGCAGGAUACUACAACAGAAGUCAGGGAGGUUAUGGUGACCGUUCUGGGGGUUCAUACAGAGAUGGCUAUGACAGCUAUGCUACACACGAGUAAAAUAUCUUCCUGAUUCCAAGAUCGUCCCUUCGCUGGCUGUAUUUAUAAAGAUGUGAUCUUUGAAGAUGUCUUCCCUUCCCUUUAUUUUGGUGUAACUUGGUAUUUUACUCAAGUACUGUAUUGUGACACUAUUUGGUGGGGGGGGGAGAUCAAAUUUUUUUUUUAAUUUUGGACAGGAUUUUAUCUGCUUCAAGUCCUGUUAAUCUUGUGAACCUGAUUUAAGUAACUUUGCGCAACAUUGUUUUGUUAGUUCAAUGUCUAUUCUACAUGGCAUGAUUUCUGAACAUUUUUACUAGAUCCCUAAGGUUUCUGAAUUGAACAUAACAUUUGUAUUCAAAUUUACAACAUACAGAAUACUCCCUAGAAACCUAAUGAGCAGUGAUAUAAUACACAGAAGGCCUAUGCCUGAGAUGCAUUCCUUUAAUAGAGCAAGGCAGGAUAGCUAGAAGCUCUGGUUUCCAACAAGCCUUGUUAAUGUAGUUAGUGCUCAAUAUUUACUAUAUAAAGGUUGUAUUACCUCCUGGCUGGGAAAACCUUGCAUGCCUAGUACAUGUAAGGUGCUUGUUGCUAUUUAUGCAACAUGUGCAUUUUAAAUAGUCUGUCUACUGGACUUUCAAGCUCAACUGUGUUUGCAAAUGUUCAUACUUGAAUCCUGGUUUUUGUUCUCUGUACUGAAUUUGAAAACAUUUUGUAAAUUCUGGCUUCAUGAAGCCCAUUAAAUGACUUAUUACAUGC